CUCCCUUGUAGAACGCCAUCUUGGUCUGCUACACAAACGAACAGGGAACUCUGCAACUAAGAGAAACCUGGAUUCGGAGUUUCCUCACUAACCAGGGGUCAAGGCCAGAUUCUAUGAAUACCCACAAUGCAUCUGGUUAGUUGAUAGAAACCAAGAUGGCAGUGGCAAUUCCCACAGUAAAGGCGGCUGAGUCUAUUGAAAAUGACAGUGAUAUCACAAAUAAUUUACCUACUUUACAAUUUGAAAGUGCAUUAACCGAUGAAGAAAAAGACCUUCUGGUACUUCGUGCGAGAUCACACGCUAUAACUGUGUCAGCAUGUGCUCAGGCAACUUAUUUGGCAGCUGUUUUUAAUGAAAUUAGACAAAUUCGAGCAGAACUUCGGCAUCCAAAACUGAAGAAGUCCAAACUAUUACAGGAGGCAACCCCAAGGGAUCCUCUUUUAGUGGGCAUUAUUGGUUGCGGGAAGCUGGGGAGUCAGCUGGCAAACUGUCUACUAACGUAUGCAGAUGUCAGACCUGAGGAGUUAAAAAUUUCAUCAAGAAGACCUGAAACAUUAGGUGAUCUACAGGACAGAGGAGUGAGGUGCUUCCAUGAUAAUGCCAGAGUGGCAUCCUCAGUUCACUUGUUAUUCGUAUGUGUCCUACCAUCUCAGUUACAAACUGUUGGAGAUGAAAUCAAAGGACUCAUUCCCUCUCAGUGUGUUGUGUAUAGCCUUGUUAAUGCCGUCCCCAUUUCCAGAUUGAAGCAUUUGUUAGGCACCACAAAUAUCCUCAAACCUCAGUUUAAGUGGGACUUAGAGAAUGGGAAUUUGCCAUGGGACUAUACACUUGAUAUCAAUGGAGCAAUAGAAACUAUGUCAAUGAUGAAAAAGACUUGUCCUUUGUAUCAAAAUAAAGCUGAUGCUAUUGUUUAUACAGAAGAAAAGUAUGCAGAACUUUUGCUCUAUACCAUCAUCAACUUUUGUACAAGCCUGCGACUUUGUAGACCAGAGGUGUUAGACAUUCUAAAUGCUGUGGUGUUUGGACAAACUAAUGGAGAGGAUACUCCUGUAGUUAGAGAGAAGGAGAUUACUAAGAAACCUGCAGAUGCAGAUAACUUGUUUCCUAGAUUUGACUUGACAGCGCUAGCAGAGGGGAAGUUAACAACUCUUGGAAAAAAGAUAAUACGAGAUGAGGCUGUGAGAGCUAGCUUUAUCAAGAAAUACUGUGGAGUCAUCGAACAGUACUUACAGUGGAAACGAUACCAUGAAAAUUUGAAAACAAGAGGAUUUUGAAUUAAUUUUUUUAACUGAUUGCAGGCUGUAAGAUGAUGGACAUUUAUCUUGUGUUUGUAUGGCUGUGAUAUUGUAUUGCACAGUUUGUACAUACACACUGUAGGAUGGUGUGUG
This is a messenger RNA of Lingula anatina, 1388 nucleotides long. Its product is annotated as NADP-dependent oxidoreductase domain-containing protein 1. Gene Ontology annotation, biological process: L-proline biosynthetic process. The record is from RefSeq and is a predicted model, not a curated record. NCBI's taxonomy places the organism in Eukaryota, Metazoa, Brachiopoda, Lingulata, Lingulida, Lingulidae. Gene Ontology annotation, molecular function: pyrroline-5-carboxylate reductase activity.